Messenger RNA from Platichthys flesus (European flounder), 5922 nucleotides. RefSeq names its product nitric oxide synthase 1 (neuronal) adaptor protein a (gene nos1apa). The record is from RefSeq and is a predicted model, not a curated record. NCBI's taxonomy places the organism in Eukaryota, Metazoa, Chordata, Actinopteri, Pleuronectiformes, Pleuronectidae. The transcript has 13 exons. Gene Ontology annotation, molecular function: nitric-oxide synthase binding. The coding region runs from base 321 to 2501 and encodes 726 amino acids.
UCCUCGGGAAAAGUCUGGAAAACAUCUGGCUCCUUCCUCCGCUUCCUCCUCUUCCACCUCCUCCACCUCGUCCUCCUCCCGCAUGUGUUCAACGCGGAGACGGUGAAGACGCUACCGGGGGAAGCUGCAGCGGUGCACCGGGGCUGUGGAGGUAGUUACCGGGGUGUGGAGGGCUCGCGGCGCCGGGACGCUUCUCCGCGAUGGAGACCACGAAGUGAACGUCCCUGUUGUUUCUACGCCUCUUCUUCUUCGUCCUCUACUUCUUCUUCUUCUUCUUUGGAUUUACUCUCACAUUGAAGCGGUGCGUGCUUCUCAACAAGAUGCCCGGAAAGACCAAGUACAACCUGGUGGACGACGGGCACGACCUGCGGAUCCCGCUACACAACGAGGAAGCGUUCCAGUGCGGGAUCAACUUCGAGGCGAAGUACAUUGGCAGUCUGGAUGUGGCGCGGCCGGGCAGCCGGGUGGAGAUUGUGGCUGCCAUGAGGAGAAUACGGUAUGAGUUCAAGGUGAAAAACAUCAAGAAGAAGAAAGUCCACAUCACGGUGUCCGUGGACGGCGUGAAGGUCUCCCUGAGGAAAAAGAAAAAAAAGAAGGAGUGGACGUGGGACGAGAGCAAGAUGAUGGUGAUGCAGGAUCCCAUUUACAGGAUAUUCUACGUCUCCCACGACUCCCAGGAUCUGAAGAUCUUCAGCUACAUCGCCCGAGACGGACAGAGCAACGUUUUCCGCUGCAACGUCUUCAAGUCCAAGAAGAAGAGUCAGGCCAUGCGCAUCGUGCGGACGGUCGGCCAGGCCUUCGAGGUUUGUCACAAGCUGAGUCUCCUGCACACGCAGCAGAACGCUGACGGACAGGAGGACUGCCACAGCGAGAAGAACGGCAACGACUCCUCCCUCUCAGCUCGGGAGCUCACAGGCGCCGAGAAGACGGCGGUGGUCGCUGAGGAGACGGACAUCGAUGCAGAGGAGGCGAGCCAGGGGCAGGCGGGCGAGGAAUCGAACAUCAACAGAGGAGUGACCGAUCUGGACGCCACGGCAAAGACACCGGAUCUGAACCACAUAGAGAACGAGCCUCUAGCUUCAGAGGAGGUCUCUCUGCUGGUGUCCAGCCCCAGGAUGCUGCUCCCUGCAGCGGCCACCCUGCCGCCGGCCGCCCCCCUGUCGACCCACCACCAGAUUCAGCUGCUCGGGCAGCAGCUGCAGCAGCAGCAGCAGCAGACACAUGUGGCUGUAGCACAGGUCCAUCUCCUUAAGGACCAGCUGAGUGCCGAGGCCACAGCCCGACUGGAGGCUCAGGCCCGGGUCCAUCAGCUGCUGCUGCAGAACAAAGACCUGCUGCAGCACAUCUCCCUGCUGGUGAAACAGAUCCAGGAGCUGGAGAUAAAGAUGUCUGGACCCAACUCAAUGGGCUCCCAGGACAGUUUGUUGGAGAUCACCUUCCGGUCGACGAUACCUCCGGUGAUCUGCGACGCCACGACUCCUCGACCCGAGCUGUCGGCCGUCAACCUGCCUGCGCUGACGGGGGACGGGACCAUCAACGCCUUCUCGUCCUCCAACGGGACGCUCGGAAGCCCCCUAGUUGAUCAGAGCAUGUUUGAGAACUCCACCGCACAGCAGCAGAGUCCCCAGAUCUCCAGGCCCGGCCAGCCCUCGGCCCGACGCACCCCAGCAUCGUCUAACCCCAACCUGGGCUCCAUCCCCGCUGAGUCCCCGUCCUCCGGAGGCCAGCAGAGGCUGAAGAACGCCAUCAACCUGGGAAAGGCUGUCGGGGCAAAGGUGAACGACUUGUUGAGGAGGAAGGAGUCCAGCCACAUCGGAGAUAUCGGGGUAACCGAGGUCAACAAAAACGUUGGUGCUGUGUGGGGCCGCAUGGACCAACUCAACACAACUACUGCUAACAGUCACAUUUCCUCCUCCUUCGACUCCUUCCCUCGCCUGGACCCACCCCCGCCGUCGGGGAAGAAGCGCCUCCCUCGAGCGCUGAAGACCACCCAGGACAUGAUGAUCUCCUCUGACCCCGUGGUGUCCUCUCCAGACGCUGGAGACUCCUCUUCGUUCCUCUCGUCCCCCGGUAAGACGCCGCUCCUCGCCCAGGAGGAGCCGGGGCUCGGUGAGGACGAGGAGGGGGGAGAGCCCCCGGCUGCUGCAGAGAAGAAAGUGUUGUCUCGUUCAGAGUCGACAGGGAGCAGCAGCAAGGUGGAUGGAGUGACGGGUGGAGGAGGAGAGGAGGAAGAAGGCCGGAGAGCCGAUGGAGACGUGGAGGAACGUCGGCCUCAGCUGCAGCUCUCUGUCCCGGACCUCAUCCACAAAGACCCCCCCCCGCCCUGCGACGUCUGGCAGAAGGCGUCAGGGCCGGACGUCCGGCUCGCCUCCACCCCCCGCUCGGGGAAAACCGCCUGCCGCAUCAGCCUGGGCGAGGAGGCCCUGCUGGGGAACGGCGCCCCCUGUGGGAAAGGCACUGAAGACACGGAGCCGCAUCCAGACCUGCUGUCGUUCGAGUGACGAGCACAGACACGUGUUUUCAGUGUGAAGCAUGAAUUCAAACAGACUGGAUCUAAUACUCAUGACCACUCUUCACAUGUGUCCGGCUUCGCUUUGGGAAAAGGUUAAACGUUCUUACAGGAUCCAGGACGAAGGGUCGGAUGCUUUUCAACUUUUUAGCAGUUUUUUAUACGAGCGGAUGAGUUCUGAGGUCGGGUGAUGAAAUCAGAAUCUGUCAGAGAAACACUACGAGCGUCUUCUUAACGAAUGAAAACAAGGCUGAGACUGAAAGACUGGACGAGGGAUAACAGGAGAAAUGCUACUAGAGUUUAACUUUAUUAGUUUUCAAUAUUUUCUCAGUUUUGAGAAGAAAAUCAUAAUAUUAGGAGAAUCAAGCUGCAGUCGCCCUAAUCCUUCCUCAUACGUUUAAUUCAGUGAAGGCUCCGAUUUAAACUAAGAAAAACAUCAAAGCUGUAAAAUAAUAAAAUGUCCUCAGUGUUUUUUAUCAAGUUUUAUCUCUUACGACAUGUUAAUGUCACGUCUGCUUUAAAACAAGCAGAUGAUAUAAUGAUGAAUGUAAUAAAUGUCAUGAAAUGUCCCUUUAAAUGGAACAUUUUAAAUGAAAAGCCUCAUAUAUCAUAUAUAUUGAAAAUGAACUGAAAAUGUAAAACAGUUUUCUAUAUAUUUUUUUAUAUUGAUUCAUUGUAAAUCAUUUUGUAUCAAUUUAAAGGGACAUUUCAUUACGUGUUAGUCGUAAAUUCAUUUAUAAACGGAAGCUGCUAUGGAACCAGUUAGAAAGUGCAACUGGUGAGAUGAGACCAGACUCUGGAGUAGAAGAAGAAGGAGAAGAAGAAGGAGAGGAGUGGGAGGAGCUGAACGAUGGUGGAUGUGUUGGAGGAGGAGCAGGUUCGGGGGAGAACUUCAGUCCAGUCAGUUCAGAGUGACAUCAGGUCCGGAAGCCUCGUUGACCUUUGACCCUCGACAUCAUAUUAAAUUCAUGUUCUGUAUUAAAUAGUCCUUCUGGUCCAGUCGGAGCUGAAGCAGACGUGUGACACAGAGUGAGAUAAAAUAACACAGCUGUAAACUAGUGUGAUGGUUUUUUAGUUUUCUAUCCUGCUAAGAAAGCUAAUUAUGUUUGCUCAUGAUUAUUAAUAAACCACAACUCUCUCCUGUGGAUCAGUUUCAGCCAACGACUGUAAACAAAGAUGGCCGACUUCCCCCCCUGUGUAGAGAUGAAGCCAAAAUAUCCAGAAUAGUGCGGCGGCCAUCUUGAGCCCUUGGUGAGACUCGGCUGUCAAUCAGGACGUCUCACCCUAUUUUUUAUAAAUUCAAAUAACUAAAAACAAAACUUAACAGAAACCACCUUUAAGAACAAACUCUUCUCUGAACCAUAAACUGUUGGAUAUUGUGUUUUGACCGAAACACAGAGUCUUAAAGCACAAGGACAAAAAGUCAGUUCAUUAUAUAACUUUUUAUUUUUAAUACGUUUGUUUGUUUUACCCUUCAAUCAGCAAAGUACAAAUGAAGUGUGUCCAUCUGGUGAAUCCUUUUGAACUGGCUGAAGUGAAAGUGGAUGUUUCUUUACCCCCCCGAACCUGACAGGGCGUGAGGAUGAGAGGAUGAGGGGACGGGAGGAUGAGAGGACAGGGGGACGGGAGGUAGGAAAAGUUGUUUUUGAGUGAAAAAGAGCGAGACAGGAUAAUUAGCUGUCGUCAGAGAGAGAAGUUUACUCAAGCAGAUCUUCUAGUGAAGGACCAAAGCCUCAAACCAUCAGCUCACUCAGACGCCUGGUUUUUUCUUAAAGAGCUUCUCUGAGCGUGAAGAAGCAAUAAUUCAAACAGAAGAGUCUUUAUUCCUCUUUUCACCAAAGUCAGAGCAUCUAAUGUUCUAACGUGAGGUCACAUCCUUGUUUUUUAACAACCUGCUCCUGAAUCUCCAGAUGUUCUUCAGCGUCAGGAUCCAGAUGUUCCAGCUCUAUCAAAGUGGAAUCUGUUUUUUUAUAAUGCUGAUGUCUGGAUUCAAGUUGACUUUAGAGACGGGGAUCAUGAUCCCGGAUCUGAAAGUGACCAGUGUCCUCUAGAAAUGAAGAGUGGGAUUUCCUGACAUCGGGGAAAAAACACAGCACAAAGACAGAGAGACGUUCCCAGUAGAGACUGGGACGGACACUGGGACGGCUGCAGCUGCGGUUCAGGUCCAAGCCCGGAGGAAUGAGAGGAAUGUGGAGCCGGACUCUGGGAGAAGAGAAGCCUUGUCCCUCUCACUGCGAGUGUCUGAAAGAUCCCCUUUUAUAUAGAGCUGCAAAUAACCUGAAGAAGAACUGGGACAUCAGUCAGUUCGUUUCCCAAUUUGUCUUUUCUCAUAACUUCACUUUAAAAUGAAAACGAAUGUGCUAAUGAAACCAAAAAUUAAAGAUUUGGAUUUUAUAUUCAAAUUAUCCUGAGAAAUCACAAAGUUCAAACCAUAACUUCAGUCACAAGAUCUUUUUGAUAUUUAUGAUGCUACAAAUGUUUAACAACCUAAUAACCACUGACCUGCAAAAACAUCUUUCGGUGUUUCUCCAUAUAUGAGUUUAUAUAUUCUAUAAAUCAAAAGUGUGUUUUAUUGAGAGUUUAAGGCUCAAAGGCUCGAGUCGGAGCCUGGGAUUGACAGUCCUGCAGUGUUGUGUUGAAUUCUGAUUGAUGCCUAAAAGAAAACGACAAACUUUGUACAUGUCAGCUCAUUUUAAACCUGUGAGAACAGUCGACAGAACUUUGAGAAGCUUAUUUAGAGAAAAAGUGUUUUGUGACCUUUUGUGUUGAACUUUGAUUUUGUUGACAUAUCUGAGGUUGUGUUGAGUCCAGUCAGUUUUAACCUGACUGAACAAGACCAAACACAGACGCACAAUCAAGAGCGACAAGGAGCUUUUUAAUUCUGCUUCACAAACAAACCACUACACCAGAUUUCUCUUUUUCAAUGAACGAAUCAAGCGUUUGUACAUUUUAUAGAAAUAUAUAUCGUCGUCCUUUUUUUUACGUCAACCUUUGAAUAUGCAAAUUGAUUUCUCACUCUAACAAAUGAAGGAAAGUGAUUUAUUUUGAUAUUUUAAUAUUCAGUCGUAGAAUCUAGUUGUUGUAAAAGUGUAGAAUCUCAGAAUCAGAUCAAGUUUAGCUUUGUUUUGUAUUUGUUUUGUGAUGUCAUUACUUUACCACGAAUGAAGGAAGCUGCACAAACGGAAAAGAAACAAACCUGGGAUUUUCUUUUUUAUUAUCAAUUUUCUAUCUUUUCACUGCUGCACAUUAAUUGGAAUAUCAGAUUUUUUACAUGUAUUGAAAAUAUGCUACAGAAAUCAAAAAAUGAAUCUAUGAUUGUGACUUUUAUUUUCUUUAAUGUAUCUGUUUGUUUUUUUUAAAGGUGGGGAUGGAAUCACUUCUGUAAUCCUUAAAAAACAAAAACUGGAAAUAGA